AUGCGAACCCUAAGCAUGGCGAAGGCAACGUUUAGUGCUGCAGAUACCCAAAGAAGCAUAGCGUGCCAGGGCACCUCCACCGUCCGUGGCGUCUUUGGCCACAAUGUCACUUUGCCCUGUAGGUAUGACACACACGCUCACGGCGUGCUGAGCAUCUGCUGGGGGAAAGGGAAGGUGCCCACAUCCAAAUGCUCCAACACCAUCCUCUCCUCCACGGAUGGGACUGUGGUUGUCCAGAAGUCACAGAGGUACCAGCUGCUGGGCAGGGUCGCAGAGGGAGACGUGUCCCUGACCAUCGUUGACGCCCAGAGGAGCGACUCCGGGGUGUACGGCUGCAGGGUCGAGAUCCCAGGAUGGUUCAACGACCUCAAGUUCAACACGCAUCUGGUCAUCGAGGAAGCUCCUGUGGAACAACGUGUCACCCAGGGAAGCACGCAGGCGGCUGGUGGAUUUCUUGGUGAGCACAAGCAAAUUUUAUAA
Myripristis murdjan (pinecone soldierfish) is the source of this 480-nucleotide messenger RNA. Its product is annotated as hepatitis A virus cellular receptor 1 homolog. The coding region runs from base 1 to 480 and encodes 159 amino acids. The transcript has 3 exons. The record is from RefSeq and is a predicted model, not a curated record. Gene Ontology annotation, molecular function: phosphatidylserine binding. NCBI's taxonomy places the organism in Eukaryota, Metazoa, Chordata, Actinopteri, Holocentriformes, Holocentridae. Gene Ontology annotation, biological process: cytoskeletal rearrangement involved in phagocytosis, engulfment; apoptotic cell clearance.